GCAUUGUGCUCCUCCCCAAUUUCCUGUCAGGGUUAUUAUAUGUAUAACUAAGGUGCCCCAGUGAGGAGACAGGACUGGACAACAGAAGAAGUCACUGACAGUGAGGACUCUGGCAGGAGGACUAACAGAGAGUUCUGAAAAUUGAGUAAAUUAGAUGUGGUGCAGAUUUCAAUCACCCACGUGUCAGAAUCCAGGCUUUGCAGGAUGUCAGUCCGCAGGCACAUCUGGGUCUAUCUUCUCACCCUACAGAAGUUCGUACUGGCACAUCUGGACUGUACAUACAACUCCUGGGAACUUGUUUCCUGUUCAUGGAAAGCAGAAAGAAAUGUAACAUCGGUCCCAUGUUACUUAUCAGCUAUUGUUACCAAUGAUAAUAGGCGAGCUAUAAAAGGCUUCUGUUCUCUACCCCCCAAUGUUCAUGUUAGAAGCUGUGUGGUACAUCUGACAACUAAUAAUAAUAAAUAUGUUAAAGACGCUUUGACUGUAUCCCAUGUUUUAAACAUGAGUGUUAUCUGUAGCAGCACAUGGAACACAAAUAAGAGUGUCAUAUCCCUGUUUCCAUUCAGUCCAUAUGACCACUUGCGCCUAGAUCCUCCUCGGUCCCUUGACAUCCAGAUGACAACCGAUGGCCUAUGGAACCUUACAUGGCUCGUUAGUCACAGACAUUAUAUAACAAAAACAGAGACUGAAGUCAUGUACAAACCUAUGAAAGGAUCAUGGCAGGAUGCAAAACACUUCACUAUUCAACAAUACGAGCUGUAUGUUCCACUGCGUGACCUACAUCCAGGAACUCAGUAUGAAGCCAGGGUGCGAGUGAACCAGACAGAUUACCCGGGAGGCAGGUGGAGUGAAUGGAGCAAGCCUACACAAUGGACAACUCAUUCUGAAGGUCCAAACUUCAUCACACAGGUGGUUACACCAGUAGCGGCCAUUGUGACCUUUGUGUUGUUGGUUACACUCAUUAUCCACUCUUCAAAAAGAUUUAAGAAGAUAAUAUGGAUUAGUGUUCCAGAUCCUUCUUCGUUUUUUGACCCCUUAAUGUCUGUUCACAAGGGAAACUUUCAGAAAUGGCUAUCCUCCCCUUUCUCCUUUUCCUCAUUCUCUUUGUAUCCAAGUCAUCUUGAUAUUUCUUCACUCGAUAUUAAUGGGAAAAGGGAUGAAAAUCAUCAAAUAUUACCUUCAGCUCCCACACAAGAGGCUGAGAGAGAUAGUAGUGGACAUUCCUGCUCGAGCUUUUCCAACCAAGAAUAUUUCUCCUCUGUCUGUCCUGGCUAUGACCACAUGGAUCACAGAGGCUUCCCAACAAUUGCACCUAAUGGGCCUUUACCAUCCCCUACUGGUGAAGAUAUGCCCCUUUUCCAUGCUGAUUACCUCUGUGCCCCACUAUCAAUUCCUGGUCUUGGUGUCCACAAUAGGUCAUUUGAACUGGAUGCUCCAUCUAGAGGCACAUUGGUUCCUAUACUUGUAGAGGAAGUCAUCUAUAAAGGAGAAUAUCAUAAUGAACACCCUGUGACUUCACUCCCUCCAGUAAUGGAGAAGGUCAAUGAUGACUCAAAGGAAAAGGAGAAAUGUGAAAACCUGAAAGAGUCACCCAAUUCAUACUCUGCAACUCCUUUCAUACAGCAGCAUGUGGAUACAACAUCACAGGAAGUGAAUGUUACAGCAGGGUACUUAUCAUUGAAUGAGCUCUCCCAUAAACAUUAUGGCCACUGGGUAUGAUUGAUUACAGCUGGUUGUGGCCUUAGGAUUUAGCUAAGCUUGCAAAGUUCAUUCUCUCUAGGGUUUGCUACGGUGAUACAUAGCCAGACUGAGAUAGCCGAGAGACUCUUAAAUGACCGUAGGAGUGAUCUCCACACAAGUGGAAAGAAAGAAAAAAACAAUUACUAGUUUAAUGUUAAGUGUUUCCAGUCAUUAUUAAGUCUGGACUAUGGUGUUAGAAUGGAGACUGGAUCCAAAAACAAUUUGUAAAUAGAAAAUAAGUAGUAUUCUUCUAGAAUGCACAAUUACCCAGUGCUAAAGACUUAUUACACCUAUUGGCCCUCAUUCCGAGUUGUUCGCUCGCUAGCUGCUUUUAGCAGCAUUGUACACGCUAAGCCGCAGCCCUCUUGGAGUGUAUCUUAGCUUAGCAGAAUUGCGAACGAAAGAUUCGCAGAAUUGCGAAUAGAAAAUUCUUAGCAGUUUCUGAGUAGCUCCAGACUUACUCAGCCAUUGCGAUCAGUUCAGUCAGUUUCGUUCCUGGUUUGACAUCACAAACACACCCAGCGUUCACCCAGACACUCCCCCAUUUCUUCAGACACUCCCGCGUUUUUCCCAGAAACACCAGCGUUUUUUCGCACACUCCCAGAAAACGGCAAGUUUCCGCCCAGAAACACCCACUUCCUGUCAAUCACAGUACGAUCACCAGAACGAUGAAAAAUCCUCGUUAUGCCGUGAGUAAAAUACCUAACUUUUGUGUAAAAUAACUAAGCGCAUGCGCUCUGCGAACCUUGCGCAUGCGCAGUAAGCGACUAAUUGCAAUAUAGCGAAAAUCGGCAACGAGCGAACAACUCGGAAUGACCCCCAUUGUGCCUCUGCCUCAGGCUAGACACAGUCUUCUUGCAGCUUCUGAACUCUUGUGUAGAAACCAUGCUGCUGUGUAACUGUGUAGAGUAAUAAAGAGGUUAUAAUGUUUUGCUGCACAAUGAUGGGGUAUCAAACACAACAACUGCUAACUUUUCAAAGA
Pseudophryne corroboree (corroboree frog) is the source of this 2722-nucleotide messenger RNA. It is a transcript of the gene IL2RB, whose product is annotated as interleukin 2 receptor subunit beta. The record is from RefSeq and is a predicted model, not a curated record. The transcript has 10 exons. Gene Ontology annotation, biological process: cytokine-mediated signaling pathway. Gene Ontology annotation, molecular function: cytokine receptor activity; protein binding. The coding region runs from base 205 to 1719 and encodes 504 amino acids. Gene Ontology annotation, cellular component: external side of plasma membrane; membrane. Lineage: Eukaryota; Metazoa; Chordata; Amphibia; Anura; Myobatrachidae.